Molecule: messenger RNA, 222 nt
Organism: Rodentolepis nana
Lineage: Eukaryota; Metazoa; Platyhelminthes; Cestoda; Cyclophyllidea; Hymenolepididae
Source: the annotation of a GenBank genome assembly
UUCAAUACAAAAGACAAAAAUUCUCGUCAAGCAAGUGAAUGGGAUGCCGUGGGUAUGGUGAUAGACCGAUACUGUUUUUGGGCAUAUCUCAUUCUCAUCGUCGUGACGGGAAUGAUCACCUUGAUCCCUCCAAUGCCCUAUGAGAUCGAUGAAGACACUCCCGGUGAGGUUCUCUUCAAUCGCUUCAAAGAAUUGGCUAAAUAUGUUGAUCCAAUAGAUUAG